Messenger RNA from Sphenostylis stenocarpa, 1827 nucleotides. The record is from the annotation of a GenBank genome assembly. NCBI's taxonomy places the organism in Eukaryota, Viridiplantae, Streptophyta, Magnoliopsida, Fabales, Fabaceae.
AUGCUACCUGGGAGGUUCUCGUUUUUCGGAGGCGGAGAUUCCCGCGUGGUGGACAACGCCAAUUCGCCACCGAAGGGUGAGGAACCUCCGGCCGUUGUCCCCCCCACACUGAAGCUCGAAACCGAUAGGCAGGUUUACAGGCCCGGUGAUCCUGUCGUUGUGACCAUUCAGAUCUCUAAUCCCGCAAAUGGGUACUCGUUUCUGAUGGAAAGACUCGGGUUUGAGAUCAGGGGCAUCGAGAAAUUGGACACUCAAUGGUUCGCCACGCAGAAGCCUUUGCAUGGCUCCAAACAGAGGAGAGGUUCGUUGAUACUGAACAAGCUACGACUUGGUAUUGUGAAUGUGAUUAGUGAACCUGAUAAUUCUCUGCCAUCACAAUCAGAAAAUGUUAAAUCGUUUCUGAAAGCUUUGGACGCAGUAGGAUUGCCCCGGUUUGAAAUAUCAGACCUAGAAAAGGGGUCUAUGAAGGCUGUUGUGGAUUAUGUGGUGCGAACGCAGCUGCCUAGCAUUAUUCCGCCAUCUUACAAGGGUUCAAAUAUUCGCUAUUUGUACUAUGUUAAAAGUGCAGUAACUGGAGGGUGGAUAAUAUUUGAAAAUGGGCAAUCUCGUGCAGAUUCCAAAAAUGAUGUUACUGAUUUGUUUUUUGGAGAUGUAAAACCAAAGACAGUCAUGAGCCUUUAUCUAGCAAUUAAGCUUCUGGGAGAGUUAGUUCAUGUUCAUCACACAUUAUUAGAGCCCAUUUAUAUUGUUCCCUUAACUACUACACAACUGGAUAUAUUUUGGAAAGAGAUGGAUGGUGAUGCUGAUUGGCUAGAUUACAAUCUUAUGAAACACACCAACCACAAUGACAUGGAUAUGGAGAUUGAGGAGAUGUGGGUUAGAGCAAAUGAUAUGUAUGAUGGAGUUGAGGAGGGCUAUGACAGCUCAAGAGAUGACAUCUCAUCUGUUUCUUCGUAUAACGCCAUGAAAGAGAGUCUAUACAGAGGCUUUGGAAGUUCAUUAUCACUGGGAUCUUCUUCUGCAAGAUCAUUGACCAGGGAUGCAUCUACAUUAGAAGGUUUUCGAACAAGUUUAUCUUCAAAUUUGGCACUUCCUCGGCUUUCUGUUGCUGAAGUGUUAUCUGAUUCUGGUGCUGAUGUCUUGUCAAGCCAAAAGUCAUUUGCCAUUGUGUCCCCAAAUGAGAAACAGAAGCUGCAAAAGACAUUUUCUGCACAAGAAGAUAUGGGAGUAUCCUCUUCACCUGAAGCUGGGGCUGUAGAAUCUUUUUCAUCAGAAGGCUUUAUUAGAGGAAGGUCUUACAAUAUCCGACUUGAUGAUCAAGUUUUGCUUAAAUUUUCCCCAAAAAAUUCCGACUCAACUUAUUACUUUAGUGAUAUGAUAGGUGGCACUCUCACUUUCUUUCAUGAAGAAGGAGCUAGGAGAUGCCUUGAGAUCUCGAUAACAUUGGAAACUUCAGAAACUAUAAAUAGACGGUUUGUCCACCCUUCUAGAAGGAAUUCUCCUACAAUUACAAAGGUUCAGAGUGAUCAUCAUGAGGUUGUAGCAGAUUUGUUGCAGACAAGCUUUCUGUUUUCUAUCCCCAUGGAUGGUCCAAUGUCCUUCUCAACUCAACAUGUUUCUGUGCAGUGGGUUCUCCGCUUUGAAUUUUUCACAACUCCAAAGCAUGUAGAUUGGAGAAAGUAUGAUCAUCCUCUUUUGAUUGAGGCAAGGGAAAAAACGGAAUGGAUUCUCCCAAUUACUGUACAUCCUCCACCACCAAGAGCUCCUGCUUCUGGCACAAGAAACGAGAAACUUUUCUCUUUGGAUCCUAUGUGGGUACACACUUGA